AUGGCACCGCUUACUGAUGCCCCGAACGAGAUCAUUUCUCACAUCUGUGGCUUCGUGCCUAAGAUUUCUGAUCUGAAGAGCCUCUGUCUUGCCAGCAGGUCUCUUCGUAGCUCUGCCGAGCCCAUUCUCUAUUCUUCCGUCAUUUUGGAGUACACCUUUCUUUGCAUACCCCGAAUCGUGCCCCUUCUUCGCACUCUUCUCCGGAGGCCAGAACUUUUUCAGCGUCUUGAAACUGUCUCAAUGAAUGGGUGGGGCUUUGACUUCGAAACCGAUUCACGCGCGAUAGAUCUCGAAAGCAUCGAUGCAGCAUUCAAGGAGCAGUGUCUGGCUGCUAUCCAGAAGACCAACGUGCCGUUCACUGAGCUCUGGAUCCAAAAGUUCAAUUCGGGCGAGACAUGUCUGGAGGCACUUUAUGCACUCUUACUUGCCAACCUUUCUUCUGGCACGAAGCGCCUCGCCCUGAUGAGGAACUUCAUCAAUGGCCGUGAACUCAUUGGUAAGGUUAUGCAGGCUAAAGCGUAUGGUGGACUACCUGCACUGGACCGGCUCAAAGAGAUCAAGUACUUCAAAGGAUAUGAUUAUUCAAUAGCGACGAGAAAUGAUACAUUCGAAGAUGUCAUCUCCUUGUUCUAUCUACCGAAAGUCACACAUAUUGUGGCAUGGGUCCCAAACUCUCCAGACUUCCGGUGGCCGGCUGGGCAGCCCAACUUGGACAACCUCACUUUGCUAGAUAUUACACGACUCUCUGACCAACACAUGGGCAAGAUACUUAGCCUCACGCGGAACCUCAAGUCACUCUUCUGGACUUGGGAAUACGAUGACUCGGGGGACCCUUGGCUGCCACCAACGUUGGACUUUGACAAGAUUGUCGCGAUUCUCUCAAACGUUAGGCGCACGCUGACGACAUUGCGCUUCCGGUUGAAAAUCACAGGGGCCCGCGAUCCUGUCUCUUUUCUAGAACUAUUUCAAGGUAACACUGUUAUAUAUCCAGACAUCGCGGUUUCGGGAACUUUCCGCGGUCUUGCUGAGUUCGACCGCCUGACGUACCUCGAAGUGCCACUGGUUUCGCUUCCCGGUUUUGGAGACACUCCCGAGCUCCUCGAAGAGACCGUCCCUACCAACAUAAAGAGGCUUGUUCUCUCGGAAGACAUGCUUCUUGACAAGGCGGUCCAAUGGCAGGAGUUCUUGGGGUUCAAUGGUUUCGAUGUGGUGGAACGCAUGCUUGAGGGGAUGGCUAGGAACGUCCUAACACGACUGCCGCAUCUGCAUCGGCUUAUCUUGAUUGAAGAUAUUGGAGGAUCUAAAGCCGUGGGCGGAUGGUUACGAGAUCAAGUCCUUGCGUCGCAUGCUACCAUUAGCCCGAUACAGCUUUGGUUGGCGUACAAUUCCUGA
Clonostachys byssicola is the source of this 1392-nucleotide messenger RNA. Lineage: Eukaryota; Fungi; Ascomycota; Sordariomycetes; Hypocreales; Bionectriaceae. The record is from the annotation of a GenBank genome assembly.